Molecule: messenger RNA, 1377 nt
Organism: Nicotiana tabacum (common tobacco)
Lineage: Eukaryota; Viridiplantae; Streptophyta; Magnoliopsida; Solanales; Solanaceae
Source: RefSeq, a predicted model, not a curated record
AUGAAGCAAGAAAUCAAUAAUUUUAUGCAGACAGAUUCUGAAUCUGUAUACCAGGCAUGGGAAAGAUUAGCAGCAAUGUUAAGAAAAUGCCCACAUCAUGGUAUCCAAGACCCUGACAUUUUAUAUAUUUUCAAUCACGGUCUUAAACCCUCGGCUAGAAAUGUAAUUGAUGCAGCAUUAGGAGGAUCAAUAAUGGAAAAAACUAAUGUAGAAGCAAUGCAAUUGCUUAACGAGAUUUCGGAAAAUGCUAUUCAAUGGCCCUCAGAUAGAACGAUUAUCAAGAAAACAACAAGAUUAAAUCAAGUUGAAGCUUUGAAUUCAUUGACACAACAAAUUGCGACCUUAACACAAAAAGUUGAGGCUUUUCAGGUAGGUGCUCACUCAUCAUCCCAACUUGAGAAUUGUGAUGUUUGUCAAGGUAAUCAUCCGAAUCAUGAAUGUCAAGCUUUAACACAAAACGAGGAACAGGUAAAUAUGAUUGGUUAUAGAAAUAAUUACUCAUUUGGUCGUCCCAUGACACAAAAACAUCCAGAAUUUCAAUGGAGUAAUCCUAAUGGUGCUGAAAAUCCUCAAAGUUUUUUUAAUCAAAAGCAGCAGCCUCAAAGAGCUCAUCAACAAAGCCUUGAAGACCUGAUGUACAAAUUCAUUAAAGCUACUGACGAGAAAGUUGAAAGUCAACAUUCAACUAUCAAGAAUUUGGAAAUUCAGGUAAGCCAAUUAGCAACCCUCAUGUCUGGACAAAUUCAAGAUAGAGAAGGAAAGCCACAAGAAGUAGAAAAGGUAAAUGAAGGUGAGAAUAAAAUAAAAUUUAAGUUUCCAAAAGAACAAAAGGAUAAAAGGAAAAAUGUACUAGAAAAUGAAUUGAUAAUAAAUCCUCACUCUGUACCUCUCCCUUUUCCCCAAAAGAUGAAAAGAGAAAAGCUUGACAAACAGUUUUCAAAGUUUCUAGAUAUUUUGAAGCAACUUUACAUUAACAUACCUUUCAUAGAUGCUUUGAAACAAAUGCCUUCAUAUGCUAAAUUUCUUAAAGAAAUUCUAUCAAGUAAAAGAAAAUUGGAAGAAGUUUCAGUGGAUAAGCUUAUGCAAAAAUGUAGUGCUAUACUUCAAAAUAAGCUCCCGCAGAAACUUGGUGAUCCAGAAACUUUUGCAAUUCCUUGUACCGUGGGAGGUACUCACUUUGAAAAGGCGUUAUGUGAUUCAGAUGCUUCAAUAAAUCUAAUGCCUUUUUUAAUUUUCAAGAAAUUAGAACUUGGUGAAAUGAAAGAUACUGGAGUGUCUCUUCAAUUAGCUGAUCAAAGUACUAAGAGACCAAAAGGAAUUGUUGAAAAUAUCCUUGUCAGAGUUGACAAAUUUGUAUUUCCAGUAGAUUUCCAGUAG